Molecule: messenger RNA, 4203 nt
Organism: Exaiptasia diaphana
Lineage: Eukaryota; Metazoa; Cnidaria; Anthozoa; Actiniaria; Aiptasiidae
Product: ubiquitin conjugation factor E4 A
Exons: 28
Coding region: 1-3261 (1086 amino acids)
Biological process (GO): protein polyubiquitination
Cellular component (GO): nucleus; ubiquitin ligase complex; cytoplasm
Molecular function (GO): ubiquitin-ubiquitin ligase activity
Source: RefSeq, a predicted model, not a curated record
AUGGACUCUACAAAGAAAGAGRCAAUUGGGACUAAUCCCUUUUUAGCRUURUUUACAACMAACUUUGGAACUGGCAGUCAUGGCAGUCUAAGGUUAGACCAAGAAAUCACUACCAAGAAAGAUCCACUUCCAAGACUUGUGAGUGUCAAAGGUCAACAAGAACAAACAGAAAAUAUUGACCAGCCUUCUYCAUUAUCUACAAAUAAAAAUACUGUUGAAAUAGAUGGACAGAUAAUAAAUGACAUACUUCAAAGGGUAUUCUUAAUAACUUUAAAGAAUGACAGYGAUCAAGUUGGAUGUAAACAAAUUGGRCCACAACCMAAGAGAUGYGUUUACUUAAAAGACACAGCUAGUGACUCUGAUGGAGGACAUUUACUUAGUUGGAACARCAUUGACCAGGCAAUAAUGGAGAGAUUAACGAUGGAUCAUCCAAGGUCAAAUGUAGUAGUGACAGGRGGAGCACACUCCACAUCUCUGACGGCAGAAAUUGAGGCAGGAGAACUAGCCAGCAUCAAGUACCUCACUGCAUGCUAUAAACGGAGUUAUGAUGACUGUUUAAAGUUUAAGGAUAAGAAACCUGAAUUGUAUCAAUUCUUUGAAAAGGCUAAAACAUUAGCAGUUUUGUAUACUGGAACUUGUUUACUGAGUCCUGAGAUGUUCCCAAACCAAGACACUCACAAACAACUUUUCCAUUUGUUGGUUUCAUCUCAAGAUGAGAGAAGUUUGCCUGCUUUCCUGAAUGACUUGAUAAAGAGUUAUCCUAAUAAAGAUGAUCUUGAGUCAAUCUUUUCUCCUAUCAUCUUCUUGUUGAAUGAAAGUAAAAGUGAAGUUGCACUCUUUGGAGCCCAGGCUUUUCAACAUCUAGAACUGUUUUUGUUGUUCUCCAAAUCUACUGAACUGGCAGAGAUGKUGGUGUCAUCAAAAUUGUGGUUACCAUCGCCUCCACCAUCUUUCAUGGGCCACAUGACGGUCACKCCUGGGAAGUCAUUCCAGAAUCAAACAUUGCUUGGACCCUACCUGGCAUUAACAAGCAUUUCAUCGGAUCCAAAUAAACCAUCAGAGUAUUUCAUGCAGCCGUCUGAGCAAUCUCAAGUUGAAAUGCAGGCAACUAUGGCAAGCUUAAGGACUCAGCUAGACUCACUAUCAAACAAACUUCACAGGGUCGUAUUUGAAGUGGUUCGUGCAUCUCCAAACUGUAAGCAUGAAUUAUUAAAAUGGAUUGGAAUGUGYCUUCAUAGCAACUCAGCUAGACAAAAGAUGAUGUCAGAGCUCUUGUCUAUUACAUUAGCAGAUGAUGGUUUUUUCCUGAAUCUUGGAACUUUGUUACUAAAACUUUGCCAACCGUUUUUGGAUCCUAACUCACUCAGGCUUCUUAAAAUUAAUCCACAAUAUUGUGCCACUGUUUCUAAUUUGAAGUCAGUUGGAAUACAUUGUGUAGGGCURGAAGAAGAAACAAGACUUGUUAGCGGUGAAGAAGAACAAGUAAAACUGAAAGAGGAUGAACCAUUUGGUUUUGUUACAGAACUGUUUUUUAUGACCCACAGAUGUUUGCAAUUAGGACUUUGGAAAGUAUCAGAAAAAUAUAAAAAGCUGAUGGGUGAUCUUGCUCAGUUACAAAGAGUUUAUCAAGAUGCAUCCUCCCAAGGAGCAAACAAUGAAGUUAUUGGCAGAUUGAARACUAAAUUUGAGUUUGGAAUAAUUCAGCAAUUAUCUCUUAAGACACACUUGCUCAAUCCGUCCAUGCUGGAGCUUGCAAUGCGCUUUUAUGUUGCUACAGCAUCUUGGUUGAAUCAAAUUGCUUUGGCUGGAGAUGACUUCAAGGAUAUGACAGCAUUUAGACCUGUGAAACUUCCUCUACCAGCUCAGACACCAGCAGGCCUUCUUUUUAUCCCAGAGUUUGUAGUGGAAAACAUGGCAGAUUUCAUUAUUUUUGUCAGGCAUUUUAGUGAAGAUACUUUAGAAUCUGCAGGAGCAUCAUURCAUCAUAUUUUGACAUUCUUUGUUAUCUACAUGGGGAGCUCUGAACGUAUCAAGAAUCCUCACUUAAGGGCCAAGCUGGCUGAGGCUUUAGAAGCUUUGGUUCCCAUUAAAAAGGGACAAGAAUUAGAGAUGGAUAAAUCUCCUAUUGCUAUGUUCCACAGAGAGCAAGUGUUUCUUAACCAUCARGAAGCCAUGGAGCAUCUACCAAUUGCAUUGCUGAAUCUUUUCAUUGAUAUUGAGUUUACUGGGCAUUCAAUGGAAUUUGAACAAAAGUUUGGUUAUCGGCACCACAUGUACACUGUGCUGGAGUAUAUCUGGARUCAACCUAAAUACAAGGAAUCCUUGAUGAUAUUGAAUGAUCAGUUUGAGAAAGCUUCAAAAACUGUUUGUAGUGUAAGUGAGAAACUCAAGCUGGUAAAGAAGCCUCCAUUGUUAUUGAGAUUCAUAAACUUGCUGAUAAAUGAUGCAGUCUUCUUGCUUGAUGAAUCCCUUGAGUUUAUGACUCAAAUUAAGAAACUGCAAGUUAAACAAGACAGUGGUGAAGUGGAUGGCCUGCCCGAGAACCAACGUGAAGCAUUUUUAAGGGAACUGCGACACACAGGACAGAUGGCAAAAAGUCAUAAUAUUCUUGCUAGUGAAACRGUUCAUGCUCUUAGCUUCCUAACAACUGAUGUUAAAAGUCCUAUUUGCCUUCCAUGUAUGGCAGACCGAAUGGCAGGGAUGCUSAACUACUUUCUGCAACACUUAGUGGGGCCUAAAAUGGGAAGCUUAAAGGUCAAAGAUUUCUCAGAGUUUAGCUUCAAGCCCCAGCAACUUGUGUCURACAUCAUAGACAUUUACAUAAACUUAGGUGAAGAAGAGUCCUUCUUGAAAGCAGUGGGUGGAGAUCAGCGCUCGUACUCCCCUGAACUCUUUGUUCAUGCAGAAAGGGUUCUAAGACUUAUUGGAAGACCAGCUGAAGUUAUCUUUAAACUUAACUCACUUGCACGCAGAAUCCAAGAACAUGGUCCCCUUGACGAUUCAGAUCUCCCAGAGCCUCCAGAUGAAUUCAAGGACCCAAUCAUGGAUACACUUAUGCGAAAGCCAAUGCUGUUACCAACCUCAGGAAAGAUUGUUGAUAAAGAUGUCAUUUGUCGGCACUUGCUAAGUGAUGAAAAAGAUCCAUUCAACAGGAAACCCCUGUCCAUAGCCGACCUUGUUCCUGAUAACGAUCUUAAAGAAAGAAUUGAUCAGUGGAUUGAAGAGAACAAAAGAAAAAAUGAUGACAACUGUCAAAAAUGAUAAAAUAAAUUAUGUAUCCAUUCAUUAUAGAGCGGAUUUCGUAUGAGUGGGACACGUUACCACACGGUUACCGCACAGUUACCGCACCUGGCCUGCACAAUWUUGGUGAACCAGUGGGGCACUAGAAUUUGGUUACAGUAYGAUUACGGWCACAGUACAGUACYGUCCGUUUCCCACUCAURYGAAAUCCGCUCUAUUAAURGAGAUAUGACUAAUUAUUCACAAGUGCACCAAAAAAGCAAUAGUACCAAUGGCUGCUGACUAGUCCUGAGUUAACAGCAGUGAAGUCAUUGAACCAUUGAAACAAAAAUUGACCAAAUUGAAAUGUGAUAGUCAGGUAGACACAAAAGAAAAUGGAAUUACAGCAUACUAUGGUGUAUUGGUGUCAUAUUCAUUUCACAGAUUUUUUGGCUUCACUCUUACUAGGAGAAAGAGGAAAUAACAUAAUUAUUAUUUACCACCAAGUCUUUACUAUUUAUGUUUCAUAGUUUAAAAUGGUAUUAUCUGCUUUAUUAGAGUGAUCGCGCUUAAACGGUGCAACUGUACAAAUAGUGCUAUUUAGUUGUGUUCAGUAAAUCGUGCAUGAGUUAUGCAAAUUAUUAAGAUACAAAUGAAGCAUGCCGUCUUGCUUCAGAUCCACUUUUAGUACAAAUUGAGUAAUACUUAGAUUUUGUACAGUUGCACAGUUUAAGUGCAAUCACUCUAUUAAUUUUAUAUUGUCAAUCCAAUUUAAUUUAUAAGAACCGUUUAAAUUAAAUCCAGUACAGAAUAGGACUAUAGAGGCACAAUAAAUGAUCAACUAUAGAUAUAUAGUAAAUGUUUAUCACUGAAAAAAAGGAUGAGCUAGUAAAUGUUUAUCACUGAAAAAAAAGAUGAGCUUUACAAGCUCACAAAUGGUACAAUUUCAUUGUUAUGAAUAAAUGCAAAGUUCAUUAAUGUUUU